GCGCAUAAUGUACUGUACACUACACAGUUUUGUAAACGAUCUAAUAUUCCUCGAUCAGUCCUCGUGCGGCUCGUGCUGUCCAUGUCCAUGUGCUGUCUGUAGUCCUCAUCGCACGCCUUCUGCCUGCCUGUGACUUGUGUGUCUUGCAUUUGAUCUGCAGCGAUGGAAAACAAGUUGGUUGAUGUUCAGGACGCGAUUGACCAAACUUCUGCCAAAAAGAAGAAAAAGAAAAGGAAAAGUAAUGCUGAAAGAACUGAAGUUCAUGAAAUUUUAAGCGUGUCUGACUUCAGUCUCAGUGAUGAAGGUUCCAAGAAGAAAAAGAAAAGAAAAAUUGAAGCGAAUGAGGAAUCAACUGAAAUGAGCUUUUCAGAGUCGAUCAAGAAAAACAAAGAAUCAAGACUAAUUUUGGCCACAAAAUCAGUCGACUGUUCUGGAAGCUCAGAUGACGACUCUAUUAUGCCACCUCCUAAGAACGUCAAAAGUGACAAAUCGUUGAUUGAAACAACCUCUGGGCAAGCAGACACUAAAGAGUCUGAGAAUACUCCUGAAAUAACAAAGUCGGGAACUAAGAAGAAAAAAAAGGCUGAAAUCGCAGAAACUAGCUUGACAGAGGACUAUUCAGGAAAGAGGGCGAAGAAAUCGCUUGUAGCAGAGUUGGAAAGGCAAACCUUAAAUGGAAUUAACAAGUCUGUCAACAUGCAAAUAAGCGCUGAGGGUAUGUCUGCCGACUCGACAAAGAAAAAGAAUUGGUCUUUGAAUGGGGUUGCAGGCGCCACUUCGCAGGUGAAUGGUGGGAAAAUAAAGAAAUCUUUAUCCACUCCAAAAAUAAGUUUGAAGGAGAAAGUACCAACAAGUACCAAAAACCCAAGUAACUCUGUAAGGAAAAGAGCGCCGAAGAAGUCAUCCAACAAAGAAGACAUCUUGGAGCCUCACCUGAUGAUGAGCCGCACCUUGGGCAUUCCUUUGGAGCCAGAAGACUUGCCAAGCUUUCCUGAAAAUGACAAACUCAAGUACAAGACACUGACCCAGAGUGAAAUCGAUGAUAAACUCGGUUCUCUGAUUAUUCUGAACACAAACGUACACGAAGAGCACAUGAUAGAAAACUCCAUCAGCUUGUGCUUGUCUAGAAGGACGAGAGAGGAGCUGAAGAAAAUGGACGUGAUUUCAGAUGGCAAGCUGUGGAGUAAAGAAGAAGAUGCUGUGCUGUUGAAAAACUGGGAAUCGUUUCAAAAGCAGCACAAGCUUGGAAAAGAUGACUGGCAGGUUUUUGAUCCAAAACAUGCUGCAUCAAGAACCACUCUCCUAGGAUUUUAUAGACUUUUAGGCCUUGGCCUCCCGAAAAGAUCUCUUCAGUCCAUCAGCAGACGCUUCAUUCACUUGAAGAUGUACGGCGCAAGAAAAAAGAGCAAAGUGUACUCUGAAGAAGAAAACAACUUCAUUCGGUACUACCUGUCCCAAUACAACGGCAAAGACAAGUUUUCUCGCUUGGCAAACGCAAUUGGUCGAUCUAGGAAAAGCCUCAGGCGCCACUGCGAAAUGCUGGAGAGAAAAUCAGAAGAACUUCCUAAACAAAGUGUUAAUUCCAAAGAGACAAUUGCUGCGUUCCUGCAAGUUGCAAUGAAAAUCACCCAACGGCCAACCAUUGAACAGUUCAAGAAAUUGAAAUCUCUCCCAUACAAGAACAUUGCUGAACAGAUGAAAAUGUGCGAAAUCGACAUCUACAGACUGUGGACUCGCCACCUGUAUCAUGAGCUUAGGCUCGAGAAUAAGGUUCUGAGGGACCAAGUUGCGUUGGAUGCUGUCCGAGCAGUGCAGAAGCAGAAAGAGGAUGACAUACUCAAGAUCAGCUGGAAGGAAGUGGCCAGGCAAGUGACUCCAUUUCACCGUUGCUACCUCCACAAUGUGGUUUUUGACAAAGCCAAGAGGUUCAGAAAGAAUAUGAGCUUUAGAGCGAAAUGUGAACUUCUUGAAAAAAUUUUGGAGUAUGAUAUUCCAAACAAGAAAUACACUUCCAGUCAAUACAUUCAUCCCAUUAAAGUUUCUUUGGAGGGGGAUGUUGUGAAAAUUUCUUAGUUUUAAAGAAAUAUAGCCAUCGUCGAACCCCAAUAAUUUAACAUCAAACGAGCCAAUUAGAAACAAUGUAAAACGCGGAAAUGGAAUGAGUAGGAUUUUAGUCUGGCUUGCAUAAAAGGAACAUUUUGCCGUGCAUGUACGUUUCAAAUGUUUCUCUGCUACAGCAGGGCGCUCAAUAUUAUUUUUGUACAAAGUUGCUACAAGCAGGGUUCCGCUUCUCUCUACAUGCGUGACUCGCUCAGUCAUGGGACAAAAUGUCUAGCGUGUAUCAUGUCAUAAAAGUUUUUCGGCGGAGAGUCAAAUAAGAGGGCACGCAGCCAACCUGCCUGUAGAGCAGGAGGUUCCUGCAAUAAUUACAUUUGCACUGAGCUUCUGGAAUAUGAGAGAAAAUUUGGGUUCGCAACACAGUAUCACAGAAUAAAGUAAUUCUGUACAAAUGCAAUUAGGACAUUUAUUUUCUGCAUACAAAUACAAAUUUGAAUUGCUAAUUAAAAGCGGCUUUGUGGUGAAUAAUGAUGCUCAUUUGCGAGUUUGAGGCCUUUCAGGAAAGCAGCAGAAAUUAUAUCUUUUAACUCUUAAUUUACAGAACCUGUUUGAAAAUAAUGAGUGCCUCGUAAUGCUAAUUAAAUUGUAAUAAUGGAUUAAGCAUUGUUUAUGGAGUAAAUUUUAUUAAAUUAAUUUAUAAAAAUAAUAAUUUGUUACCAAUCAAAAGUAUGGUAAAUAAAAAUAAACUGCGUUUUC
This is a messenger RNA of Cloeon dipterum, 2814 nucleotides long. RefSeq lists its product as uncharacterized. Lineage: Eukaryota; Metazoa; Arthropoda; Insecta; Ephemeroptera; Baetidae. The coding region runs from base 163 to 2073 and encodes 636 amino acids. The transcript has 8 exons. The record is from RefSeq and is a predicted model, not a curated record.